Molecule: messenger RNA, 705 nt
Organism: Nematocida minor
Lineage: Eukaryota; Fungi; Microsporidia
Exons: 1
Coding region: 1-705 (234 amino acids)
Source: RefSeq, a predicted model, not a curated record
AUGCAGAAUAUUGGAAGAGUUUUCAACCAGGAGUGGACAUUUCCAAUACGCUCUCCGCGCGUUGAGAUAACCCUGAAGAAAGGCUCGGAGAAUGAAACAUGGUACAUCCGCUACAGCCACUACAAAUCUGCAUGGAAAAUAGACAAUAAAGUGCUGACGGCACAGAACAUGCAGAUUUCAGCGGGAGGCAUGCACUUCUUCCUCAACCUGCCUCCUCUGUCCGACGAGUACCUGUUUGAAAUAGAAAACCUGGCACAGAUUGUCCUGGACGCGAAGGAUCGGCUUGUUACUUUUGAGGAUCUGUACAAACAGCUUCGAAAAAAAAUAAGAAAAAGCAAGAUCAAGUCCAGAGAGCACUACCAGACUCUUCUUUCUUUUUCAAAGUGUUUCAUUAAAAUCAGCAUUUCAGACACAAUCGGCAACACCAUGGUCGUAUGGCGCGUGCACAAAGAGCACCUGAAAAACUUCCAGGCCAUAAAGCGCAUGGUGCAGCACAUCAAAAUAGACUCUUCAGACGUAAAAGAAACAGUACACCUUUCGUACAUGGAUAAGCAAAAGAGGCCAAAAAGGCCAAGAAAAACAGAUGCACAGGCGAAAAGCAUGAAAACACACUCAUUGACCGUUCUGAAAAAAGAGUCUGAGAGAGCAGAGCCUAGACUUUCGGCAGUUACAGGAAGAAAACACGAGAGAACGUCUUCAAUAUAG